AUGGCGGAAAGAAAGACGGAGGCUAUAUUCCUCUACAAAAAGGGAUGGAAGCCACCCCAGGCCCAGAUAAGGGUUGGAACAGUUAGACUCCCGAUUGAGGCCCAGAUGAAAUAUCUGGGCCUCACAUUGGACGGCACCUGGUGUUUCAAAGAACAUAUGAGCCGUCUAGUCCCCCGACUACGGGUCGUUUCGGCCAACGUGGGCAGGUUAAUGCCCAACAUCGGGGGACCGGGUUGGAAGGCGCGUCGCCUCCACGCGGGGAUAUUGAACUCGGUGGCGCUCUAUGGAGCGCCGGUAUGGGCUGAGUCUCUGGACGCCAGCCGCCCAAUGCAAGCGCAAUUGCGCAAAGCGCACAGGGCGGUGGCGGUCAGGGUAGCGAGGUGCUAUCGGACACUGUCCCACGUGGCGGCGACAACUCUGGCGGGCAUGCCUCCCCUGGAGCUCCUUGCCCUGAUAUAUAGGACUAUGUACAUCAGAAAGCGGGAGCUCCUACAACAGGGGGAGGCAAACGAGGCGCUCGCCGGAGCGAUACGGCGCAUGAAGCACCAGGCUCGGCUGGUCCUCCUCCAGAGAUGGCAGAGGAUCCUGGCCAAUGCCAGGUAUGGGAGGAGGACCGUCGAGUCUGUCCAACGCUGCCUGCAGCAAUGGGUAGGCAGGGCAUUCGGGACCCUAACGUUUAGGAUGACACAGGUACUCACCGGACACGGAUGUUUCGGUGAGUACCUAUGUCGAAUAGGGAAAGGGCAUACAGCCACAUGUCACCAUUGUGGUCACGAUCAUGACUCCGCGCAGCAUACGCUCCAGGACUGCCCCGCCUGGAGCGCGGAACGCAGAGUCAUGAUCCGAGAAAUUGGGCGUGAUCUCUUGCUCCCCACGAUAGUUGGGGCAAUAGUGGGGAACGAGAGAAAAUGGGAAGUGUUUGCCUCCUUCUGCGAGGCUGUAAUCUCGCAGAAGGAGGUCGCAGAGGAAGACCGCCGAGAGGCGGAGGGUCGAUGCAGGAGGAGAAGGAGGAGAGAGCGGCACCGACUAUGGAGAGGGGACAGGAGCAGGAGCAGUGAGGGGGACGUCAACUCCUCAGAGGAGGAUGAAAUGAGGAUGGUGGGCUCACCAUCCCCGCCCCCCCAACCUGCCCCCUCCCCUGCCAUUGUCACCACUGAGAAGGGCUCCGAAGAGGGUGGGGCAGCGGGCGGGGAUUCCCGGUGCCUCAACCAGCCCUCCCAACGUAGGAUGGCUGGCUGA
Messenger RNA from Harpegnathos saltator (Jerdon's jumping ant), 1239 nucleotides. RefSeq lists its product as uncharacterized. Bases 1 to 1239 code for a protein of 412 amino acids. Lineage: Eukaryota; Metazoa; Arthropoda; Insecta; Hymenoptera; Formicidae. The transcript has a single exon. The record is from RefSeq and is a predicted model, not a curated record.